Messenger RNA from Cuscuta epithymum, 631 nucleotides. The record is from the annotation of a GenBank genome assembly. Lineage: Eukaryota; Viridiplantae; Streptophyta; Magnoliopsida; Solanales; Convolvulaceae.
GGGAAAGGUCGGGCCGGGGAAAGGUCGGGCCGGGGAACUGUCGGGCCGUGGAACGGUGGGGCCGGGCACGGUCCGGUGCCAAGCGGGCCGGGAAACGGGCUGGGACACGGCUUGGGAAACGACUUUUGGCACAGGCUGGGCUUGGGCAUGAAAUUGGGCACCGGUUGAAGCACGGGUUGGCACAUACUGGGGGGACCAACUUUCUUUUGCUGUUUUGCAAAGUCAAGGUUUACAGUUUUCAAAUGAGGUUUGACGUACACGGUGACAAAAUUUACAUGGGAACUCCAAUUGUGGUGGUCAUUAUUGACUCCCUAUUUCCAAGGGCUUGAUGGGUACCUGAAUGAAGACAGUGGUACUUGGCAUGCAAGGAUUGUCAUGCGGUAUGUAAAAAACGUUGAAAUACAGUGGUUAACUAAAUGACUUCUAAAUCAUUUUUUAUGGCAAAUCCAUUCAGUCAGUUUAACCGGCAAAAUCAUAGAAGUCGACUUGACUGAAGGCUAGUGUUACUUGGCAUGUAAGCUUGUAAAGAUUGUUCAAGAAAGGGAUUGGGAUCCUCUGCCCGACUAGGACGGUGCCUUGCACAUCGGACGGUUGGGCAGUGGCAAAGCAGGUCUCAAGAUUAACGAAAAAG